ACAGAAGCAGUCCACAGAUCAAUAACUCCUCACUAUGUCCUCCCUGGAAGAUGAGGCUGUGGAGCAGAACACGGUGGAGGGACCCACCUCUUCACCAUCCUCUGACACUGAUCCCAGCACUGGAGCAAUCAUAACCAUCACCAUUGGAGCAACCGUGCCCACUGGAUUUGAGCACACUGCUGCAGAGGAGGUCAAAGAGAAGAUUGGGAGUGAUGCUCGAAUCAGCAAAGAUAGAGGCCGUAUAUAUUUUCCCAUCACUACUGACAAGCUCUUCCAAGUUCAUCUUUUGUGUUCUGUGGACAAUCUGUUUGUUGUGGUUGCAGAAUUUGAUUGUUAUCAGUUUAAAGAAUCUAAGGAGGAGACCCUGAAGGAGUUGCAGGAGCUUGCAUCUACGCUUCCCUGGACUAAUGCUCUUGAGGUCUGGAGACUUAACAGAACCCUUAAGAAGAAGAAAGGUCACAGAAAAGUGGGAAACACCACUAGAGCAAAAUCUAAAGCAGCGUCCAGUGAUGUGGCUGCUUCUGCUUCUGCUGAAGCAGCGCCGCACAAGUUACCUCAGGAGAUGUCUCUAGCCGACAGUGACACCAAGUCAGUGGUCACCCCAGACUCAGAAACGUGUCAGCAGGACUUGGAGGAGACUGCAAACGAUGCCAAAGUCAUCAAGUUCCGUGUGACAUGCAACAGGGCCGGUGACAAACACAGCUUUUCUUCUAAUGAGGCAGCCAGGGACUUCGGAGGAGCCGUGCAGGAAUUCUUCCAGUGGAAAGCAGACAUGACGAAGUUUGACAUUGAGGUUCUGCUCAACAUACAUAAUGAAGAGGUGGUGAUUGGGAUCGCACUCACAGAGGAGAGUCUUCACAGGAGGAACAUCAGUCACUUUGGACCUACUACCCUGCGUUCUACCCUGUGCUACGGCAUGCUCAGGCUGUGUAAACCUCAGGAGUCUGAUAUAAUACUGGAUCCAAUGUGUGGGACUGGAGCCAUACCACUAGAGGGUGCUAUUGAAUUUGGUGAAUCGUUCUACAUUGCAGGAGAUAACAAUGACAUGGCAGUGAGCCGCACAGUCAACAACAUAUGUCACAUUCAGAAAAGAAGGGCGGAGAAAGGCAGCCCAUCUGGAUUACCCAUUGACACAGUGCAGUGGGAUCUAAGCAAUUUACCCGUGAGGACCAGUUCUGUGGACAUCAUCGUCACUGACAUGCCCUUUGGGAAGAGAAUGGGCUCCAGGAAGAAGAACUGGGACUUGUACCCUUCUUGUCUCAGAGAAAUGGCUCGUGUUUGCAGACCAGGCUCAGGAAAAGCCGUGAUUCUGACUCAGGACAAAAAGUGCUUUACAAAGGCUAUUUCCAGAAUGGGAGGACUGUGGAGGAAGCUGCACACUGUUUGGGUGAACGUUGGGGGUUUACAUGCCGGGGUUUACCUCCUCAAGCGGACCGCCGCCAUGUUUGGUCAAACUCCGGAGGACAUCUAUGAAUCAAGAGGGAGGAGUGACGCACAUAUGAAUGAGACGGAUGACAAAGAAUCCUCUGAACUUCAACCCAAUGUUUAAGUGAUGUAAUAUUAGGAAAUGCUGAGAUAAUCUGCUUACAUGACCUGAUUUUUUUUCUCAUCAAGCUUGCCAAACAGUUUUUUUUAAUUAAUAUUUUAUUGGAAAAGAAGCUUAUAUGUUCAGUAGCAGUGAAACGGUUUCAUUUUAACUUAUUUCUGUUCUCAUGUUCGGAACUAACAGCAGUUGACGUCAUCAGACUCGUCGGAUGUGAUUCUCCAAUUGUACAAGAUCUGCACAUUUAAUUACUCUAAUAAAGAUCCAUUAAUGUUGAUGGGUUAUGGAUACUAAGCUGUCA
Cyprinodon tularosa is the source of this 1844-nucleotide messenger RNA. It is a transcript of the gene thumpd3, whose product is annotated as THUMP domain containing 3. NCBI's taxonomy places the organism in Eukaryota, Metazoa, Chordata, Actinopteri, Cyprinodontiformes, Cyprinodontidae. The coding region runs from base 35 to 1549 and encodes 504 amino acids. The transcript has 9 exons. Gene Ontology annotation, biological process: tRNA methylation. The record is from RefSeq and is a predicted model, not a curated record. Gene Ontology annotation, molecular function: tRNA (guanine) methyltransferase activity; RNA binding.